Messenger RNA from Salvia splendens (bonfire salvia), 2747 nucleotides. RefSeq names its product protein SIEVE ELEMENT OCCLUSION B. The coding region runs from base 59 to 2542 and encodes 827 amino acids. Gene Ontology annotation, biological process: phloem development. The transcript has 6 exons. NCBI's taxonomy places the organism in Eukaryota, Viridiplantae, Streptophyta, Magnoliopsida, Lamiales, Lamiaceae. The record is from RefSeq and is a predicted model, not a curated record.
AACUCUCUUCUCAUUACAACACACACUCACACAUCCUUUCCCUUCCCUUCAUUUUGCAAUGGCGGGCCGCGAUCUUGUGCCGGCAACCACCAAGAACCCCCCCUUGGCCGGUGAGAAACCCCCUCAGGGCACCAAAACCACCCCGGCUCUGACUGGAGGAGCAUCCACUCUCACCCCUUUGGUCGAUCACAGGAUGCAUAAUCCUGUGACUGACCACAGGGCCAACACUCCCGUGGCGGAUCACAGUUUGAGGCCUAGCCAUGAACAUGAUCACGUCUCCACUAUGCCCCUCUCCCUGAGACCGGGCUUGACCGGUCGCAGCCACCCGAUGUCUGGGGAGCGCGGCUUCUUCUCGUCCGACGAGAGUGCCCUCAACAAGCAGAUCCAGGCCACUCACGCACCCGAUAUGGAGGACAUCAACGUGAGGCCGGUCCUCGCCAUCAUCGAGGACAUCCUGCGCCUCGCCCGACCUUCAGCCGAGGAACAUAUCCCCACUAAUGCUCUUGCUACUACUACUCAUGGAGCUCAGACUCAUCCCCACUUGGAAAUGUCGGCCGAUAAGGUCUCCCGCGGUGCAUACCACGACGAGAAGCCUUAUCAGACUGGCUAUCGCGAUGAGAAGGCCUACCAACCUUCUUAUCGCGACGAGAAGGCCUACCACAACACCUCUUAUCUCGAGACGGAGAUUGUCAAAAUACUAGCCUUCCCGAUCAACAAGGUCUCAUGCGAGAUCGUCUGCAAAUCUGCGGGUGGGGGAGAGUCACACCAAGUGACAAUGGACCUCCUGAAAUCCCUAGGCAGCUACACCUGGGAUGCCAAGAUCGUGAUCGCCUUCGCGGCCUUUGCCAUCAACUACGGCGAGUUCUGGCUAGUGGAGCACCUCCACACCAAGAACCCUCUGGCCAAGAACAUUGCCACUCUGAAAGACCUCCCGGACACGAUGGCUGUGGCCGGGGGAGGCGAGCUGAGGAAGCAGUUCGACGCUGUCAUCGACUUGCUCACCGAGAUACUCAAGGUCACCCACUGCAUCAUCCAGUUCAAGGAGCUGCCGCCUCUCUACAUCAACACUCAGUCGCCUGAGAUCACUGCUGCCACGGCCCACAUCCCCUCUGCCGUCUACUGGAGCAUCCGAGGCCUACUCGUCUGCGCAUCCACGCUCCUCAACCUCAUUGGCGGCGGCCAUGAGUUCAUGACCUCUACCUCUGCUUCGUGGGAGAUACUCAACCUGGCCCACAAGCUCAAAGUCAUCCUUGAUCACUUGCAGAAUCAAAUGAAGAUUUGCAAGGAAAUCAUUGAGAGGAAGAAGUUUGAAGAUGCCUACAUCAAGUUCAAGAGGCUUCUAGAAACGGCUCACAUCGACAACAUGCGAGUCCUGACCGAGCUCUUCCGGUUCAGAGAAGACCAAAGGCCUCUCUACGACGGCUCAAGAAGGACUAAUGAGCAACUAACAGUGCUGAAGAUGAAAUACGUCCUGCUCCUGAUCUCGGACCUGGAGCUUCCCCCGGAGGAGCUCCACGUGCUCCACAUCAUCCACAACGAGAGGUCGGUGAGGCACGACUACGAGGUGCUUUGGCUCCCGAUCAUGGCCCACGGGAGUACCAUGACUGAGUUUGAUGAGAAGAAAUUCUACGACCUCCGCAAUAGCAUGCCAUGGUACUCUGCUGACCACCCGAACAUGGUCAACCCGGUGGCCAUCCGGUACGCCCGUGAGGAGCUCCACUUCACUCAUAGGCCGAUGCUGGUGGUCCUCGACCCGCAUGGGAAGCUCUCCAACCACAACGCCCUCCCAAUGAUGUGGAUCUGGGGCGCCAAGGCGUUCCCCUUCACCAAGGAUUGGGAGAGGAAGCUCUGGGAGGAGUCUGACUGGAACAUCGAACUCCUCGCAGAUCACAUUGACCCCCGCAUCCAAGAAUGGAUUAACGCGAACAAGGUGAUCUGCCUCUACGGUGGGGACGACAUCGUCUGGAUCCGGAACUUCACCGCGGCCGCGCGUGCUGCUGCGCGCUCGGUCGGGGUGACCCUCGAGAUGCUCUACGUGGGGAAGCGCAACCCUCGCGAGAAGGUGCGCCAGUGCCACGACGUCAUAACCCGGGAGAAUCUGAGCCACAUCUUCGCCCCAGAGUACUACGACUACGUGUGGUACUUCUGGGAGCGCCUGGCCAGCAUGUGGAACUCCAAGAAGCAGAUCGGACGGACCGUGGAGGACGACCGCAUCAUGAAGGGCAUUCUGGACCUUUUGACGUUCGACAGCAGCGAGAAGGGGUGGGCCGUUUUCAGCAGGGGAAACUACGAGAUCACGAUGGGGAUCGGGGAGAAGGUGCUGCCCGUGGUCGAGAGGUACGCCGAGUGGGCGUACGAGGUGGACCACCCGGACAAGUUCGUGCCGGUGCUGGACAAGCACCUCUCCGGGUUCCACCCCGACCACCACUGCCACCGCCUCAUACUUCCUGGGCAGGCCGGCUACAUACCGGAGACAGUCGUGUGCACCGAGUGUGGGAAGAUGAUGGACAAGUUUGUUAUGUACCGCUGCUGCACCGACUGAGGAGGAGGUGGUGGGGAGUGGUUGGCAUGCAUUGUUUGGCAUGAAAUAAAAAUUUGAAGAUGUUUGUAUGUUUUUUUUAUAGUUCUGUUUUGUUGAGGAUAGUCAGCGGUGUUGGUGUUGCUGGCUGCUGAGUGAUAUGUAUUGAUGCCAUAUUACUAUUACUAUCUGCUCAUUAAUAAGAUCUGCAUUGUUUGUUUUUUUUUUA